CAUCAUCAUCGUCACUGUCACCGCCAGCAUCCCUGUCUCGUUGGCAUCACCGUCCCCAUUCCUGGCACUGGCACUGUCCCCACUACUGCCACCAGCCCUGUCACUAUCCCCAUCCCUGUCCUCAUCCCCAUCACCUCCACCGCCAUCUGCAUCCCCAUCAUCAUCCCUGUCCCCAUCCCCAACUUCAACCCCAUCGUCCCUGUCCCCAUCCCCUUCCCUGUCCCCAUUCUUGUCCCCGUCCCCCUCAUAAUCUCCAUCCCUGUCCCCCUCCUUGU
Molecule: messenger RNA, 275 nt
Organism: Balearica regulorum gibbericeps (East African grey crowned-crane)
Lineage: Eukaryota; Metazoa; Chordata; Aves; Gruiformes; Gruidae
Source: RefSeq, a predicted model, not a curated record